This is a messenger RNA of Rhagoletis zephyria (snowberry fruit fly), 1897 nucleotides long. RefSeq names its product fat-body protein 1-like. The record is from RefSeq and is a predicted model, not a curated record. Lineage: Eukaryota; Metazoa; Arthropoda; Insecta; Diptera; Tephritidae.
GCGCACCUCACGUGAGUACGUCAAGGACAACAGGCUAAGUCACUUUAUGAAGGCUACACACCUCGGAGUGCGAGUGAACGUCAACAAUUCCUACUCGAUGUCCUGCUUCAGGUUCAGAAGCCCUUGGUGAACACACAGCUCAUUCAACUUGGUCAGGAGCUCGUAACCGACCCUAGUAUGUAUGUGUUGCCAAACGACGAAAUUUUGCAGGAGUUUUUGAAUCAGGCUGGCAAUCAGGAAAUUUUAGGUCGCAACGACAUCUACAGCCCAGCCGACAUUUCAAAUAUCCGUCAGUUGGUAGGACUUCAACGUUUCUUUGUGCUUGCCCGAGAUUUCUAUGUAUUCCAAAAAAAUGUUGUUUAUGCGCGUCUCUAUUUCAACGCCGUCAUUUUUGUGGACGCCUUGUCUCUAGCGAUACGUGAUCGCCCAGAUACACAGGAUCUUGUGAUGCCUCCAAUGAACGAGAUUUUGCCACAGCUGUACUACGACAACUAUGUACUCAAUUCGGCACAAAAUGUUGACUACAGAAAUUUGAUUUAUCAAGCCACUCGUACAAAUGCAAAAGCUAGUUUAUUCGAUUACUUUGGUCUAGGUAAAAUAAGUUCGUUACUCGAAGGUGGUAAAUACGGUUUGUUCAAUCCAUUGCAACAAAGACGUAUUCAAGUCGCAUAUGACCCUCAAGAUAUUGUCAUUGCGUCUUCGAAUCAACGUGUAAACUAUAGGGAAAGUCACCCUGACUAUUUUGGCGAUAGGAAUGAAAUACCGGUAGAAAUUGCAUUGCCUGUAGGUGAACAAAAUGGACUCGCCACUGACUUAACGAAUGACAUUGACCUUAAUGUUGCCCUGAAAAAUGUUAUUAUCGAUCAGUUGACACAAACAGUUACCGAAGCAAUUGAAGGAGGCCAACAAAUCGGUGAUAUAGGCAAAUAUCAACAGUACCACCAACAAGGACAGUACUAUAAGCAAGGACCUUACUACCAGAAAGGACAGUACCAUCAGCAGGGACCGUACUACAAUAAGGGACCAUACUACCAGCAAGGUCAGUACUAUAAGCAGGGAUCGUACCAUCAGCAAGGAGUGUACAACAAACAGGGACCGUAUUACAAGCAAGAAUCGUAUUAUCAGCAAGGACCGUACUAUCAGCAAGAAUCGCACUACAAGCAAGAACCGUACCACCGUAAAGGACAGUAUUAUCAACAGGAGGAUCGACAAACCGGCCGUUAUAGCAAUGCCAAUGAAGAAGCUUCUCGGGUUCGCCGCGACCAACAGAGCAUAUAUGAUGAGGAAUCAUAUAGCCAAUAUUUGGAGAGGCAAGAAGGUUCGCCAAAGCAGAGCGUAGUAAACACCAAUGAAUUACCCAAGGUUGAUGCAUCCAGCGAACGUCUACUCGGUGUCGGUCGUAGACAUCGUGUGAACGCCGCUAACAGUGGAUACUCAUAUAACGUAUACCCGUUCUAUCGCCAACAAAAUCAAUAUGGCAACAAUGAUCGGGAAUACGGCUCAUCAUUAUAUGGCCGGCAACAAAACCAAGACGCUGAAUACGAUUACUAUGAACAAAAAUAUGGAUCAUCUUACCCCUACGGCCAUGAACGAAAACAGGAAAAUCAAUAUGGUUAUAGCAAUCAGGAAUACCCUUACGGUCGUUAUCAAAAGCAGGGAGCCCAGUAUGGUUACAACGAUCAGAAAUAUGGUUCAUCUUAUUCAAUCAAUCAAGGAGCUCAAUAUGGCAACAAAGACCAGAAAUACGGUUCUUCUUACCUUUGCGGCGGUCGAAAACAUCAAGGACAUCAAUAUGGUUAUGGCACUCAAAGUCAACAGCAAACAUAUCCUUAUGACCAGCAAAAUGUUGCAAACGUGGAAGAAAUGAUCAUGAAUAAUGAUGACGAAAAUGUGGUCA